Molecule: messenger RNA, 210 nt
Organism: Cladophialophora psammophila CBS 110553
Lineage: Eukaryota; Fungi; Ascomycota; Eurotiomycetes; Chaetothyriales; Herpotrichiellaceae
Exons: 2
Coding region: 1-210 (69 amino acids)
Source: RefSeq, a predicted model, not a curated record
AUGCCUUCCGCCGAAUUUCUAAAAGCCGCCGAGGAGAGCCGUCAGCUCAAGGCCAAGCCGUCCAACGAUGAGUUAUUGGAUAGCCAGCAGUUCGAGGGAGGCGGCUCUGAACAGGAAAUGGAAGAAGCGAACCAUGGCCCCGCCAAAGAAAAGACAGGCAGGGGUGAAGGAGUCCUGCCUGCUCAUUUUGGGGGUACUGGGUCGCCAUGA